AUGACCGAACUGGAAGCCUACGUGCCCAUGAUUGAUGCGAUUUUAAGCGUUUCCAACCCCGAUGAAAUAAGCGCCAAAAGGAUACGCAAAGCCAUUCAGGAGUUGUUUGCCGUUGAAUUAGAGUCUCAACGCAAGAAAGUCAAUGCCCUAAUUAUAGAAAGGUUUAACGAGCUCCAAGACUCGAGAUCCAAGAUAACUCCGGAAGAACUGGUUGAAAAAGAUGCUGCCAUAGCCCGCAAACUCUCUAAGAAGAUAAAUGGGACUGAAAAAAGGUCCAAAAAAGGAUCCAAAGAUGCUAAACCGAAGAAGAAGCGCAAGGUCAGCGAGUCUGGUAACGCUUUGAGCCAGAAUAAGAUGCUUCUCAGUCCUGAGCUGCAGGAAUUGGUCAAAGAACCAGAGAUGGCCCGAACGCAGGUUGUUAAGAAAGUGUGGGAACACAUACGAGAGCACAACUUACAAAACCCUUCUGAUCGCAGAGAAAUACUCUGCGAUGAGACGAUGAAACCAAUUUUUGGCGAGAAAACUACCAUGUUCGCACUCAAUAAGUGCUUGUCGAAGCACAUCUUCAAUGCGAAAGACGUUGUAGAACAGAAAGACAGCACAGGUUCCAUCGAAAGCUCUUCCGAUCGAAAGAGAUCCAAAAUAUCGUCUCAUUCGGGCGAAACUGAUACAGGAAGUGACUGA
Molecule: messenger RNA, 684 nt
Organism: Lachancea nothofagi CBS 11611
Lineage: Eukaryota; Fungi; Ascomycota; Saccharomycetes; Saccharomycetales; Saccharomycetaceae
Source: the annotation of a GenBank genome assembly